GAAACACUGAAGUGUCUUGCCUAUGCUACAGAGCUUGCAAGUGUAUAUGGUUUAUAAACCAUACAAACCAAUGCUAUCCCUCACAGUCUUGCAUCUGGAGAUGUUUUCAUCAGUGAAUAUAUCUACAUCUUUAAAUAUCUCAUGUUCUAUGUGUUGUUUUACAUUUUAUCAGAUAGUAUGAAAUGUUUUCAACUAAAGCCUUUGAGGUUAUACUGGUAAGGGCAUUGUAUUUGUGUUUCUGCAGUUCUGAAGUAUAUGUUUCUUUAAUAUUUAAUCCCUGGUAUCCUUAUAUUUUCUGGUUUAGUCUAAUCAAAAGGAAAUAGGUUGUGAAUGGAAAAUUAAUUAUGAACUUUUUCUUAUUAUAUAUUUGCGCCGUGUUGUGCCUUAUAUGCUCAUUUAUUCAUUCAUUUUUUCCUGGUAAACAUAUUUUAAUUAGAAGUCCUAUAUGUGAGACCACAACCUGUAGAGAAAAAAGGGCACUUAUGGGUGUGGCUUAUUUAAAAAGAAAAGGUAGAAUACUUGUAUAGAUAUGUGCCCAGAGAUAAUACAGCUUUCAAAUAUGACACAGCUUGUCCUCAACUGAUCUGAACAGAUCUGCCAAAAUGAAAUCUCCUGGGAUCUGCAAUCUAGCCCUGGUGAUACUGCUUGGGAGAUUCUAAACUUUAAAGUCUGCAAAUCCAGAAUAUCUUGGCCUCUAGAAUUCUGUCCAAAUUUUCUGGCUGCCAAGUUGUUUGUUGACUUUCCUAAAACUGUCCCUUUACUGCCACAAAUCUUUAAGUCCCUCUUGUCCAGGGACAGUUCAGUAAUCUGCUUUUUACUGUUUCUCUCUGUAUUUUUGACAGAGUCAGGUUUGAAGAUCCUUGUUUCUUUACUAGCAAAGUUUCUAUGGCAAUACACAUGAUUUAUCUGUAGAGAGCUUGGGUAAAGCUUUAUCUAAAUUCUUUCCAUGUUCUUGAAUCAUUUGUAGAUGCUCUGUGAAUAUUCAAAGGAGUUAUUCAGGUUUGUUCACUCAGUUGGUUAACCUAAGCUUGAUGGCAGAAAAUCAUUAACUUGGGUCCAAGGAGCUACCUACAGCAUCACUCAUGGCCAAUGAAUCGAGGCCUUGCCCCUGUGACAUUGGGGACAAGUUUGACUAUGGAGGCCGUGGGCAGGAGGUGCAAGUUGGGCACAUCAAGGCGUACAUCUGCAAACCUUCUGCCUGCACCGACAAAGCUGUCAUUGUGAUUCAUGAUAUAUUUGGGUGGCAACUCCCAAACACCAGAUACAUAGCUGAUAUGCUAACAACUAAUGGAUACAUAGCCAUCUGCCCAGACUUUUUUGUGGGACAAGAAGCUUGGAAACCUUCUAAUGACUGGGCAACUUUCAAUGACUGGGUGAAAACACGAGAAGCUGGCAAAAUAGACAAAGAAGUUGAUGUCGUCCUCAAGUAUCUAAAGGACCAAUGUGGUGCGAAGAGGAUUGGUGUCAUUGGGUUUUGCUGGGGUGGAGCAGCAGUGCAACAUCUGAUGCUGAAAAAUCCCCAUUUAAAGACUGGAGUGUCCCUCUAUGGAGUGAUCAGCCGUUUUGAGGACAAGCAGAGUCUGCUGAAUCCUACCUUUUUCAUUUUUGGUGAGAAGGAUAACAUUGUUCCAUUGGAGCAGCGCUCGGCGAUGGCAGAGAGCUCAGUCGUGACCGCAGCAGUGCCAGAGAGAGCAGCACCCACCAAGCUGGAGGAGCUCCUGGAGAUCACCGCCCAGAGCCUGGUGCGUGCCGAGGUGGCUGAGCACUAUGAAGUUGUUCGGGAGCUGGGCAGGGGCAAGUAUGGCCACGUGAUGCUAGUGACCCACAGGCAGAGAGGGACUCCUAUGGCUCUCAAGCUGCUACCGAAAGCCAGUACCAAGCUGCAUACCUUCCUGUAUGAGUAUUGUGUAGCACUGUCCCUCGCCACCCACCCUGCCAUCAUCGGCAUGUUUGGAAUUGCCAUUGAGUCCAGCCAGUACUAUGGCUUCCUCUACGAACCAGCGCUGCACAAAGACCUCAUCUCUAUCAUCAAACCCCGUGAUGGGAUCCCUGAGCCGGCCGCAAAGCAGUGUGCCAAGCAGCUGGUGAGCGCACUGGAGUUCAUCCACAGCCGAGGGCUGGUGUAUCGCGACAUCAAGCCCGAGAACGUGCUGCUUUUUGAUCCCGACUGCCGGCUCGUCAAACUCACUGACUUCGGCCUCACGAGGCCCAGGGGCACCAAGCUCAAGCUGGUGGCUGGGGUAAUCCCCUACACUGCCCCCGAGCUGAGCAACACUGCUGAUGCCCAGGGGGUGCCCAUCGACACCAGCAUGGAUGCCUGGGCCUUCGGGGUGCUGCUUUUCUGCCUGCUCACUGGCUACUUCCCCUGGGAGCAGAGCCUGCCAGAGGACCCUUUCUUUGAGGACUUCAUGCAGUGGCAGGAGACAGGCCUGGAGAAGGACGUGCCCCGGCACUGGAGGCGCCUGACGGCCGAGGCUGCCGGCAUGCUGCGGAGCCUGCUGGCUCUGGAUCCCGCCAAGCGCGGCCCUGUCAGUGCCGUGCUGCACUACGUCGGCUGCCCUUGGCGGCAGGAGGGUGGGCACGGUGAGGAGGCUGCUGUGAAGUCCUAGGGCAGUCCUAGGGCCUGUUCCCCAUGGCGGGAAGGAGGGAAGGAGGGUCGGAGGCUGCAAGGGGCUUCAGGGUUUGGGCACCAUGGUGGCCUGGGCGUGAGAGGCCGUGGUGACCCAGAGAGCAACUUCUCUGCUGCGCUGUCCCUGCUGCCACAGAACCAAGCUCCUUCCCCAGCAGAUGGCCCUCACCUCAGGACUCAGUGCUGCCCAGCGACGCUUCCUUGUGGCUUGAAGACAUCUUUCUCUUGGAAAUGACUGCGUGUGAAGCAUUUACUUGUUUCCUAGCCACAGGAACUCCAGGGAGUUAUUUAGACUGCAGCACUUGCCGUGCCUCAAAACAGCAAAAUAUGUACUUUUGUGUUUCUGUAAGUGGCUUGUUUUCCCUCAUAAUAAAUGCCUGUUGGGACCCACUUGCUGUUGGAAAGCAGGGAGCAUGUCAGAACUUGCAGCUGUCUCAGGACAAGCUGUCCAAGGCAUGGGCCAUCUCUGGAUGCUGCCUGUGCCCGCACCAGGACCCCUGGAGGGUGGCUUCAGGCUGGUGGAUGGGCUGGGGAGAUCCCAGCAUGUGGCUGUGGAUGAUGGCUGGGGAAUGUUCAUGGUGUUGGAGGUUAUCUCAUGCCAGCCCAAACACAUCUCUUCCCUUGUACUGCCUUCAGGUCCUAAGACAAUGUCCUUCAUGCUCCUUUAAAUGCCUGGCUACCCCUCUGCAAGACCUUUCUUCUCCCCUUUCCUACUACUUCUUUAACCCUUCCCUAGAUACACACCUCUCCUAAUGCCCCGAUAUCCUCCUAGGUGCACAUUUUAAUCCUGAAAAGGAGUAGCAAAGAGGAAAUUAGGGGUUAGUAGCCAUUUUUGCUUUUCUACCUGUUUUCAAUCCCCAGGAUUUUGCUGUUGGUAAUAAUCCCUUCCUGCACUUAACCUGGUCUUUUGCUGGAAACAUUCACAGCUUGUUUUUCAUUCUCAGGGGCUUCAUAACUCCAAAAAAUGCAGUGUCCCAGCACUAUACUUUCUAGCAUUUCAGCUUUUUUUUCAUGUCAGACCCUUUCUGUACACAGUCCUUCUUCUACGCUUUCCCAACCUGCAGCUUUUUUGUCCAGCUUCUUCUCCCCCACUGGCAUUUUAGCAUGUGUUAACUUUUCUACCAACACUACCUAUCACCUGGUAAACACCUUUUGCUCAUCACCUCUGUACUACUAUUUUGUGCUGCUCCCGCUCCCUACAUCACUUGUGUCUUGAGUCUUCCAACUCCCCAGCCUACCUUACCAAACAGCAUUAUGCUCACACUGUCUAAGAUACAGUUUUCUUCUGCUUACUUCCAUCUCUUAGAAUUUUUCCUUACUUGAAAUCAUAAUCAAUGCUGCCGAACUCCAGCCUGCUGAGAUUGGCUUUAAUUACUCUUUAAUUACUGUAGGAAUGGCAGAGAGAUGUCAAGGUGCCAACAUGGUUCCUGCAUUUAAAGUGGAGAAGCCUUAAGACAAA
This is a messenger RNA of Melozone crissalis (California towhee), 4088 nucleotides long. RefSeq names its product carboxymethylenebutenolidase homolog (gene CMBL). The record is from RefSeq and is a predicted model, not a curated record. Gene Ontology annotation, molecular function: ATP binding; hydrolase activity; protein serine/threonine kinase activity. The transcript is spliced from 8 exons. Bases 1083 to 2609 code for a protein of 508 amino acids. Gene Ontology annotation, biological process: peptidyl-threonine phosphorylation; peptidyl-serine phosphorylation. NCBI's taxonomy places the organism in Eukaryota, Metazoa, Chordata, Aves, Passeriformes, Passerellidae.